AGCUCGCGCGAUCCCGUUGCCUGCACGCGGCCGAGCCUUUUAACGUCGCAAUCUCAGUCGACCCCCUCGCGACUGGUGGAAACUGGAAACGGACUCGGACACACGCAUGCACGCGCUCUGGUCGUUUCCACCACAUCAGCCCGGGGAUUACAACUGGCCUGGCUCGUGCACAGCUGGCCCGUGAUGUUUAUGUAAUAGCCGUGGUGUGAACUGAUGGUAACAUUACAAUUUCACCGUUUGUUUCGUUCUGAUGACGGAUGGUUCUGUUCGGAACGGAAUUUAACAGCGGGAACUGGGAGGAGUGUGAGCUCGAGCUCUCCCGUCACAUGCACGUAAAGCACGCACAAACAGCUCCGUGAAAAUCAGCACACCGGAAAAUCUGUUUGGAAUACCGUGCGUCUCGCGCUCUUAACCUCUACCAGGGGAGAGGCCGCCCCGUCGCGGACAGAGGGCAGGCCGGAGAGAGACACAGAGAGGAGGAGGAGGAGGAGGAGGAGGAGGAGGGUUGGUAUAACGGGCAUCGGUUCGUCUGUCGGUCUGAGGGAUUCGGACAGCGGGUAGCUGUUCUCUACUGUAGCCGCAUCGCAGCCACCCAACCCCUAUACAUCUGCUGCUGUGGACCGCUGACUGACUGGAGGAUGAACGGAAGGGAUUAACGACGAGGGGGAAAGAGAGGGGGGGAAGAGGAGAGGGAUAGAGAAAGGAUGGGUAAGGACCAGGACCUGCUUCAUGCGGUGAAGACCGAGGAUCUUCUGACGGCGCAGCGGCUUCUCCAGCGACCCAGGCCCGGGAAAACCAAGUUGCUUGGAACAGCCAAGAGGGUCAAUGUCAACUUCCAGGACACAGACGGGUUGUCUCCUCUGCACCAUGCUGCUCUGAGCGGCAACAAGGAUCUGAUCUCUCUACUGUUGGAGGCUCAGGCCACAGUGGACAUUAAGGACCAGAACGGUAUGCGUCCACUGCACUACGCGGCGUGGCAGGGGAAGACUGAGCCAAUGAAAAUGCUCCUGAAGGCGGGAUCAUCAGUCAACAUCCAAUCAGACGAGGGCCAGAUCCCACUGCACCUAUCAGCACAGCACGGACAUUACGACGGAUCUGAGAUGUUGCUGCAGCACCAGUCUAAUCCGUGUAUCUCCGACACGGCCGGUAAGACUCCUCUGGACCUGGCCUGUGAAUUUGGACGAGUGGGGGUGGUCCAGCUGCUCCUCAGUAGUAAUGUCUGUGCAGCGAUGAUCGAGCCGAAGCCAUCGAACCCCAACGGCGUCUCUCCUCUUCACCUGGCCGCCAAGAACGGACACAUCGAUGUCAUACGUCUGCUGAUCCAAGCAGGUAUAGACAUCAACAGACAGUCUGAGUCGGGGACGGCGCUGCAUCAGGCAGCUCUCUGUGGAAAGACUGAGGUGGUGAGACUGCUGUUGGAUAGUGGCAUCAGUGCUGGGGUGAGGAACACUCUGUGUCAGACGGCUCUGGACAUCGUUAACCAGUUCACCGCCACACAGGCCAGCAGAGAGAUCAAACAGCUGCUGAGAGAUGCGUCAGCUGCGAUGCAGGUCAGAGCUCUGACAGAGUACUGCAACAACUACGACCUGACGAGCCUCAACAUCAAGACUGGAGACAUCAUCACGGUUCUGGAGCAGCAUUCUGACGGCCGGUGGAAGGGUUGUAUCCAUGACAACCGGACAGGAAAUGACCGCGUCGGCUACUUCCCCUCCAGCAUGGUGGAGGUGAUCAGCAAGAGGCCAGGUUCUCGGGGCUCUGAGUCCAGUCCCCACGGCUCUCCCACACUUGGCCAGCAGGGCGGCUCCAGCGAGGAUGUCUGGGUUCUCCGGAAGCCCCUCGCAGGUGGUGACCGUAGCAGCAGUGUGGGUAGUCUGGGUAGCGUUCGUUCCCUCGGCAGCGUCCAGAGUUCUGGAAAUACACAACACGCCCUGAAUACGCCUCCUCCGCCUGUCACAGCACACGCUACUAACACGCCAGCUAGCAGCCUGAACACACACGGCCUCAACGCUCCCGGGCUCCACGCGCAGUCGGAGGGAGUCAAGCUCCUAGCCACGGUGAUGUCCCAGUCAAUAAAGGCUAAGGAGCAUCUGUUGGAGCAGUCCAAGUCUGUGGAGCAGGCAGCAGGUACCCAGAAUAAUAUUACUAACGAUGAGAGUGUUCGGCUGAAGAGCUCUGAGAAUGCUGAUAGUUCUAGUCUUCAGUGUGUGUUCUACAAUAGUGAGGCAGUAGUGACCUGGUUGACUGAGUGUCAGCUGCAGUUCUACACCACUCACCUCCUCAGCGCUGGCUAUGACCUAGACACCAUAGGCCACAUGACCCCCGAGGACCUGACAGCAAUCGGUGUAACUAAACCAGGCCAUCGUAAGAAGAUGACAUCAGAGAUCAGCAAACUGCCGUCUGGUGACUGGCUGCCUGACCACAAACCAGCCAGCCUGGCAGAGUGGUUGUCAGUGAUUGGGCUGAACCAGUACUACCAGGUUCUGGUGCAAAAUGGAUAUGACAACAUCGACUUCAUCACUGAGAUCAGCUGGGAGGAUCUGAAGGAAAUUGGAAUCACCAAGCUGGGCCACCAAAAGAAGAUGAUGUUAGCAGUGAGGAGACUGGGGAAGUUCCAGAGAGGAGAGAGUAUCUCUCAGCCUUCUACCCCUCCUUCUGGCUCUACCCCUCCAUCUGGCUCCACCCCUCCUUCUGGCUCCACCCCUCCAUCCUCCUCCACUCCUCCCCCCUCUACCCCACUCCCCUCCACUGGGAGGGGUCAGAGGCCCCCCCUCACUAAACCCCGGCCAGGGAUUGAGUCCCCAACACACACACCCUCCCCACCUCACACUCCCACCAAGACCCACAAGGCUCGAGCCCACCCCUCCACCCAGCCCCCGCCAGCUGAUUCGCCAGUCCAAGAAGGGAGUGUGUCUGUUCCUUUACUCUGUCUGCCAAUGGAGGAGGAGCAUCGGCGAACUCACAGCCUGAUUGGCUACUCGGGGUACGAAGCCGAUGCCCUCUCGGUUACAGACUUCGCCCCUAGAUACGCCACGGUCUGCCGCAGCAGCUCGGCUCAACGCUCCGACCCCAAUGACGCAACUGUCAACCGCAGCCAAUCAUCAGUCACGCUGCGGCCCAGGAGGAAAGGCCGGCCCCCGACUCCGCCGAAACGGUCGUGUUCCUCCAUCUCCGGGGGCGACGGGCUGGGGGAGGGGCUGGGGGAG
Oncorhynchus keta (chum salmon) is the source of this 3203-nucleotide messenger RNA. Its product is annotated as caskin-1-like. The transcript is spliced from 18 exons. Gene Ontology annotation, molecular function: protein binding. The annotation marks the transcript as partial. The record is from RefSeq and is a predicted model, not a curated record. NCBI's taxonomy places the organism in Eukaryota, Metazoa, Chordata, Actinopteri, Salmoniformes, Salmonidae.